Drosophila teissieri is the source of this 1802-nucleotide messenger RNA. Its product is annotated as facilitated trehalose transporter Tret1. Lineage: Eukaryota; Metazoa; Arthropoda; Insecta; Diptera; Drosophilidae. The transcript has 4 exons. Bases 177 to 1652 code for a protein of 491 amino acids. Gene Ontology annotation, cellular component: membrane. Gene Ontology annotation, molecular function: sugar transmembrane transporter activity. Gene Ontology annotation, biological process: carbohydrate transport; transmembrane transport. The record is from RefSeq and is a predicted model, not a curated record.
CGCCUGCCAUAUAAGGCGGAAAAUCUUUAUAUUCGCGCGAUGCGACGAUUCAAACAGCAUUACCCUUCUCCAGGUGGACAACGUCGGUUUAAGUUUAAUUUACGGAUCCUGCCAAGUGGGAUUUAUUUCGGUUCGAAGGAUUUCUUUUCUGCUUGUGUACACUCCCAGUCGGCCAGAUGCCCUCAAUAAGCCGGGAGGAGCAGAGCGGAGUACAGUACUCCUACACGGAAGUCAGUACGUUCCAGAUAAGCGAAGGAAACACUCGAAACAUGUCACCCGAACCGGUCAAGUCCGGUCGCAUUUUUAUGGCUGCCGUGGCAGCCAACUUGUCCGCCUUUGUGGUGGGAACCACCCUAGGAUGGACCUCCCCCAUCGGCCCAAAGCUCAAGUCAGAGGACACUUCAGACUCCCCGUUGAGCCGGCCCAUUACUUCCGAUGAAGAUGCCUGGAUUUCGUCCCUGAUUGCCGUCGGAGCUCUGGUGGCUCCAUUUGUGGCCGGUCCGAUGGCCGACCGCAUUGGCAGGAAGUGGGUGCUCCUCUCCAGUAGUCUGUUCUUCGUCCUGGCAUUUGGCUUGAAUAUGGUGGCCUCCGAGGUGUGGAUCCUGUACAUGUCCCGCCUCAUCCAAGGAUUCGGCGUCGGCUUCGUGAUGACCGUGCAGCCUAUGUAUGUGGGUGAGAUUUCCACGGACAAUGUACGCGGAGCCACCGGAUCCCUGAUGCAGCUCUUCAUUGUGGGUGGUAUUCUGUACGUCUAUGCCAUUGGACCGUAUGUUUCAUACCAGGCUCUGCAGUGGUGCUGCAUUGUGGUGCCCGUGUUGUUCGACUUGGUCUUCUACACGAUGCCCGAGAGUCCGUAUUUCUUCGCCGGAAAAGGUCGAAAGUCGGAGGCACUGAAGUCGCUGCAGUUCCUCCGGGGCCAGAGUCCCGAGGGCGUGCAUGACGAGAUGGCCGAAAUCCAGGCCAAUGUGGAGGAGGCGAUGGCCAGCAAGGGUACAGUGAUGGAUCUGUUCAAGAACGCGGGCAACCGCAGGGCCUUGUUUAUCUGCGCUGGCCUGAUCUCAUUCCAGCAACUGUCCGGCAUCAACGUGGUGCUCUUCAACAGCCAGUCGAUAUUUACCAGUGCCAACACUGGGCUGGAUCCGGCGAUUGCCACCAUCAUAAUUGGAUGUGUCCAGGUGGGAUCCUCGGCUUUGACGCCUCUGGUGGCCGAUCGCCUGGGCAGGAAGGUGAUGCUGCUGACGUCUUCCAGUGUGAUGUCCAUUGGACUGGCGGCCCUGGGAGCAUUCUUCUACAUGCAGUUGGUCAAGAAAGACAUCUCCAGCGUGGUCUGGAUGCCAGUUCCUGCCCUGAUCAUCUACAAUAUCGUGUACUGCACGGGCUUCGGACCGCUGCCGUGGGCUGUGCUCGGCGAGAUGUUCCCGGCGAACAUCAAGUCGGUGGCGUCCUCGGUGGUGGCAAGCACCUGUUGGACCCUCGGCUUCCUGGUCACCUUCUUCUAUCCCAGCCUAGAUGCUCUGGGCUCCUACUACGCCUUUUGGCUCUUUGCCGGCUGCAUGGUGGUGGCCUUCUUCUUUGUUCUCCUCGUUGUGAUGGAGACGAAGGGGCUCAGUCUGCAGGAGAUCCAAGAUCGGCUCAAUGGUAAGCGCAACUAGAAAGCAGGUGUUGCCCUUGAUUCCAUAAUGAUAAGGGCCCCUUUGCAAGUAUUUUACUGGUUAGUGCUGUAAGUCAAACUCAAUUGUUACAUGAUAUUCCUGUUAAGUCGUAAAGAAAAAAAUCUAGUAAUUACAAUUAUUAUAAACAAA